Molecule: messenger RNA, 684 nt
Organism: Saccoglossus kowalevskii
Lineage: Eukaryota; Metazoa; Hemichordata; Enteropneusta; Harrimaniidae
Biological process (GO): DNA integration
Molecular function (GO): nucleic acid binding; zinc ion binding
Source: RefSeq, a predicted model, not a curated record
AUGGAUGAAAUGAAUACUAUAUUGUGCGAAAUAGAAACAACAAUAAACAACCGUCCGAUAACUUAUGUUUAUGGUGACGACGCAGAGGCGACUCCCCUCACCCCAGCUCACUUACUCCAUGGCCGUACGUUGAACACAUUACCACAUGUAACUAUCGACAUGGAGGAACGCAUCGAUCCGACGUACGAAACAAAGGAAACUCUCCAUAAACGUGCCACGAAGCUCAGUGAAACUAUGGAUCGACUUUGGAAAAAAUGGGAGUUAGAAUAUUUAUCAGCACUCCGAGAACGACAUGAACGACAAAAACCCGGGAAAUUAACUAACGCGAUCAAGUCUGGAGACGUUGUACUUGUACAUUCAGACAACAAGAAACGUACGUUAUGGGAUUUAGCCGUGGUCGAGUCUAUCAUAACAGGAAACGACGGUAUAACUCGCGCUGCAAAUAUCAGAACGCGUAAUGGUAAAACAAAUCGUCCUAUUGUGAAACUAUAUCCUAUUGAGGUCUCCACGGAUAAUAUGCAUUGCUUGGACACUGAUAAUAUACAAAUCUUGGACACUGAUAACAAUAGACAUAUUAACAAUUCUAAUGACACACGUACUGCUAAUGUUAUUUCUAAUCGCCAUCCAUGGCGUGAGGCGAACAUCAGAGCCCGACAAAGAAUUAGGGAUUGGAUUAAUGACUAG